AUGGCGAAUGCCAAAACACACUGUCACUCAGCCGGCACGUUCGCCAUCGCUCAAACUGUCCACAGCCAGGGAGGCGUGGCCAGAAUGGGCUGUAACUUGUCGCCGAUCCGUCUGCACGUCAGCCGGCUGUCACACCUAAUUGUUUCCAGGACGGCGCCUGGACAACAUAUGGAAUGGUCAAGACGUGGGAUUUUAGGCUACGGAUCGAUAAAAUGAUAAGACGAAAGGUUUAAGCUAACUAUUUUCAUUUUGACAAAGAAUCCAGCGAAGUUAUUUUUGAUAAAGAGGACAGAUGGAAUUUCAUUGUCAUGAAAAUCGAAAAAAUGAACUUUCAGAACCUUUCUGAUCCCGAAGCGUUUAAAAAGCAGAAAAACUCAAAAAUUCUCGUCCCUUCUCCAAUCUGGAAAACGUUCAACAACAAAUCCUAAUUAAUUCUUAUUCUACUUUUUUUCUUUUUGGAAAAAGACGACGAUUUGAAACAAUGCUUGGCUAGACGUGGGAAACCGUUGUAAAAUUCGUAACCUCACAAAAAAAGUCAUGAAACUCGAGAAUUCCUUUCCCCUUUUCAUACCCUAAAAAAAUCAUCAUACCACUGAACAAAUUAUAAAUUUUUUCCAUUAAAUCUUUUUUGUUGAAAUGUAAAAUAAAACAUGACGUCCCUCUGAAACAGUUACCAACUAUAAGAAAAACAAAUUCGACUUUUGCAACUUAAUAACCUUCAGUAAUAGUUUAAAAACUGAAGAACCUUGUCUUUUCAAAUCCAAAAACCAUUCCCAGCCCUAAAAUCGUCACUUCUCUUCUUCUCAUUCAACCUUUUUUGUUCUUUAAACUACAACUCUUCGAAACAAUGCUCGGCCGGGGCAUGGGAAACCGAAAUUCGGCCGACCGGAACAAAGCCUUUGUUAAUCGCGGACACGGCACGUUUGCAGUGUACAGUCCGUUCGGUGCCAUUAAUCCGCCAUCCUUUUCCUUCCUUUUGAAACUGAACUCUUUGGGAAAUUGGAAAGGCGCAUGACUUUUGGAACAAAAGGGACUGAAACAAACUCUAACAUUUAAAAAGAACCUUGAUGAAAACUUAAAUUACUGAAAGAAAAAAUGACCUAAUAAGAAAAAACUUGAAAAAAAAUAAAUGAAAACUGAAAAAAAAUAAAAACGCAAAACAACUCUGAAACCGUUGAAAAAAUAGCACAAAAUUUUUUAUAAAAUAGCUAUUUCGGAUUAGCUUGUUCCUUUUUUUCUUUCAAAACGUACCACUCAUCAAAUUUGACCAAAUUUCGUUUCGAGACCUUGGUUUUUUGCAUUUUUGUAGAUCGAAAGUCGAAAAAAAAAAAACUGUUCUACGGUAACUUUUUUUUUGCUGUGCUUUGGAACAUCAUCACACGGAAUACAAUGUACAGAGUUUUUAUUUUUCAGAAAAAAAUGAUUGGUUUGUUGCUAUCAGAUCAGAGGCAGAGCUGCUAAUGGAAAGCGGGUACCGCAGCGCACCCCGGGGAGCCCCGACACGGGAAGAGGUCACAUUGUCAAAAGAGCCAUUUUUUCUAAAUUUUGUUCAAAAAAUUUUUUUCCACUUAUUUUCUACAUUUUUACUCAUUUUCAAUUUUUCGGGUCGUGUUGCCCCGAGACAAUUGCUUCAAUUUGCUUUCAAAAAACCCGUGGCGCUCCUUCAGCAGCUCUGAUCAGAGGAACAAGAUCUACACACUCUCCAAAAACGAGCUCAAUCAGCGAAAUUAAAUUUUUAACUUAUGAGUGUCUAUAACUUUUUUCAUGAAUCUUCGCGACAGUUUUCAAAUACACCUUUGCAUCCAGCGUGAAAAACUACACCUAGCAUACCUAGUCUCACUCAAAAAUCCCACUGCGACCAAAGACCAUUUGCUAAAUUUCCAAUCCGAUUCUUACGAAUUUCAAAAACGAAAUCCAGGCUCUCAAAGGCCGCCGGAACCAAUCAAAAACGGGUGCGGCAUAAUAAAUCGCGCGGCGAAAUGGUUAGGCGGCCGUAUGGCUUCUCCUUCGUGA
Messenger RNA from Caenorhabditis auriculariae, 2013 nucleotides. Lineage: Eukaryota; Metazoa; Nematoda; Chromadorea; Rhabditida; Rhabditidae. The record is from the annotation of a GenBank genome assembly.